AUGGCACUUCUCGACAGUAUCCAGAACAUUGGUACACUUGCCAUUUCGGCCGUAGUACUCUACUUUGCAACACACGCUAUUUACAAUCUAUACUUCCACCCGCUCUCGCAACACCCAGGACCUUUGCUCAACGCCAUCUCUCCUCUGCCUCGUCUCUACCUGAACAUCAACGGUCGCGAGCCUCAGACAGUCCUCGAGUGGCACCUCAAGUAUGGCCCUAUCGUCCGUAUGGCCCCCAAUGAGCUCUCUUUUAUCACUCCAGCCUGGAAAGACAUCUAUGGCUUCAAGAGGCCUGAAUUGAAUAAAGACUGGACCAUGUACGCAUUGUCCGAGAACACCAAGAGGUCGAUCCUGCUGGCUGGUGCAGAUCAUGGCAGACAGAGAAAGAUGUUGGCUCCUGCGUUCAGCGAGAGAGCUUUGAAGUUGCAGCAGGGUAUGUUGACUACCUACACUGGAAUGAUGGUAGAAAGACUGGAGGAGAGAAUGAAGGAGAACAAAUCUGUUGAUAUGGCGAAGGUCUUCAAUUGCGUGACCUUCGACACAAUCGCUGACUUGAUGUUCGGUAAGCCUCUUGGCCUCUGCGAAAACAUGGAAUACUCAGACUGGCUCUCCCAACUCUUCGUCUCUAUCUGGCUCGCCGGCGCAUCUCGCGCCCUGCAGUACUUCCCCCUCCUCUUCCGCCUCGCCACAAUGAUGAUUCCAAAGCAUAUCCAAGACUCAAUCGACUCUUCCUACCAGAACACAGUCGACAAGGUCAACAAGCGUCUUGAGAUGGAGACUGAGCGUCCUGAUAUGUUGGGUCUUAUGCUCAGUCACAAGGAAGAGGGUGCCGAGAUGACCAUGGAUGAAUUGUAUGCUAAUGCCGAUCUGUUGAUGAUUGCUGGUACCGAGACUACUGCAACGAGUUUGUGCGGACUCACAUGGCAUCUGCUGAACAACAAGCGUGUAUUGGAGAAGUUGACCAAGGAGAUCAGAGGAGCGUUCAAGAGUAUUGACGACAUCACUAUGGAGUCGUUGCCCAGACUGCCUUAUCUAUCUGCUUGUCUGGAAGAGGGCAUGAGAAUGUUCCCUGCCGUACCUGAAGGCAUCAGACGCAUUACCCCCGCAACUGGUGCCAACAUCAGUGGUCACUUCAUCCCAGCCAACGUCAAAGUCAGCAUCCCCCACUACGCAGCCUACCACCACCCCUCCAACUUCACCUCGCCCAGGACAUUCUGUCCGGAACGCUGGCUCCAGACCUCCCAUCCAGACUACGACCCGAAGUUCGCUGCCGAUAAAAAGGAAGUUCUGCAGCCCUUCUCCGUUGGCCCGAGAAAUUGUAUUGGUUUGACUCUAGCGUAUCACGAGAUGAGGCUUAUCACUGCCAAUUUGCUUUGGCAUUUCGAUGUCGAGUUGGCUGAGGAAGCUAACAAGGAUUGGUUGAAUCAGACUUCGCAUUUGGUUUGGGACAAAGGACCGUUGGCUGUGAAUAUUCUGCCGAGAGGUAGUGUGGUGGUAUAG
Messenger RNA from Aureobasidium subglaciale EXF-2481, 1500 nucleotides. RefSeq lists its product as uncharacterized. NCBI's taxonomy places the organism in Eukaryota, Fungi, Ascomycota, Dothideomycetes, Dothideales, Saccotheciaceae. Bases 1 to 1500 code for a protein of 499 amino acids. The record is from RefSeq and is a predicted model, not a curated record. Gene Ontology annotation, molecular function: iron ion binding; monooxygenase activity; heme binding. The transcript has 4 exons.